CACUUCUGUGCAUCGUGAGUGGUUUCCUGCCUAUCAUUUCGAAGAUACAGCAGCAUCCUUCCACAUGACUGACUUAUGCAAUUUUGGAUUGCAGAGACUGAAUACAUUUGGAACAAACAGGGGAAACCUACAGGAGUUCUUGUCGCCACCUUUGGUGAACUCUGCCCCUUUCCACCACAGACCUCCAAUGGCUGCUUCCCCAGCCAACAACUCAGUGAUGGUCCGCAGGCCUUUCCCUCUGUCUCAUGGAACAACAACCUUGGGUUUCAUCUUCCAAGGCGGUGUCAUUGCGGCUGCAGACACACGGGCCAGUGCCGGGGGACUUGUUGCCUGCCCAGCCGUUCACAAGAUCACCCCGAUUCACUCCCAUUUAGUGGUCACCUCCUCUGGAAGCGGUGCGGACUGCAUGCUGUGGGAACGAAUUCUAGCCAGAGAGAUCAGACUCUACCAACUGAGGCACAGACAUCGCCUUUCGAUACGAGGCACCGCCAAGCUCUUGUCAUUCAUGCUGCACCCCUUUAAAGGGACUGAAUUGUGUGUUGCUCUUACACUGUGUGGCUGGGAUGAGGAGACAGGUAACGGCAACUGUGCAAUGAGGUCAGAAGACUCAUCCUCUGCUGCUGAUGAUCGCUCCUUAGCUGUUGUCAGGAGACAGGACGUUACUUUGAGGGCACAUUCCACAUCGCCCAACAGUGGCCCGAGGCUAAUAUAUGUGUGCAGCGAUGGAGCCCGGCUGCAGGGGGACGUCUUCUCUGUGGGCUCUGGAUCUCCUUAUGCUUAUGGAGUCCUGGAUGGAGGACUAAGGUGGAGCCUAAGUAAAGAAGAGGCUGUCUCCUUGGCAAGGGAAGCAGUGUUCAGAGCCACUCACAGGGACGCCUACUCGGGGAACAGCGUGGACCUCUUCCACAUCACAGCCCUAGGCUGGAGCCAAAGGAAGAGAGAGGACCUGAGAGAGGAAUAUUACAGAGACAUGGAGGGAAGGGAGAAAAAAGCGGAGGAAAGAAAGAGAGGGACCGCAUCAGAGGAUUCGGGAUGAAGUAGAACAAUGUCGGUUCAGGAGGUGGCUGAGGGUAUAGUUUAGGUUUAGGAGUUUAGAAUCUCCCUCAAUUCAUCCACUUUUGUCAGAUAGCUAGAAUAAAUCUUUACUAUAAGUAUUUUCAAGCUUUUUUUAGCCUUCAUUCUAAAAUCUCAUGUUUUCAUCUAUCCUUUCAUCGCA
Molecule: messenger RNA, 1216 nt
Organism: Gasterosteus aculeatus aculeatus (three-spined stickleback)
Lineage: Eukaryota; Metazoa; Chordata; Actinopteri; Perciformes; Gasterosteidae
Gene: psmb11a
Product: proteasome 20S subunit beta 11a
Cellular component (GO): proteasome core complex; cytoplasm
Source: RefSeq, a predicted model, not a curated record